Molecule: messenger RNA, 696 nt
Organism: Antrostomus carolinensis (chuck-will's-widow)
Lineage: Eukaryota; Metazoa; Chordata; Aves; Caprimulgiformes; Caprimulgidae
Product: Golgi apparatus membrane protein TVP23 homolog A
Exons: 6
Biological process (GO): vesicle-mediated transport; protein secretion
Cellular component (GO): Golgi membrane
Source: RefSeq, a predicted model, not a curated record
AGCGAGGAGGAGCUGGCGCUGCGGAAAGCAAAGAUCAGGCACCCCCUGGCCACCUUUUUCCACCUGUUUUUCCGAGUGAGUGCUAUUAUUACCUACUUGUUCUGUGACUGGUUCAGCAACAGCUUUGUUGCCUGUUUUGUCACUAUUCUCCUUCUUCUAUCCUUUGACUUUUGGUCAGUUAAGAAUGUGACAGGAAGACUCUUGGUUGGUUUGCGUUGGUGGAACCAGAUUGAUGAAGAUGGAAAAAGCCACUGGGUGUUUGAAGCAAAAAGGGUACCUACAACAGCUGCCUCAACUGAAGCUGAAGCUCGAAUCUUUUGGCUUGGUCUCAUUAUCUGUCCAGUUAUUUGGACGGUGUUUUUCUUCAGCACCUUGUUCUCCUUGAAGCUGAAAUGGCUGGCUCUUGUGAUAGCUGGGAUCUCCCUUCAGACUGCUAAUUUAUACGGCUACAUCCACUGCAAGUUAGGGGGACAAAAAAGCAUCAACAGAGUAAUGUCAAGGUUUUUUGUUACAGCAGACGUUCCCAACAGGCAGACAAGGAGAAUUUCAGAAGACCGCACUGAAGAACAUGGGAAGACGAGCACUAGGUAAUCAAAUAAGGAAGAACUAGAAGGAUGAGAAGUAAAAAUAAUCAUGUAUGAAAGCUGUUCUUCAUAUGAAGAUAUUUAAGUAAAACUCUUCUAGAAUUACACCUGC